AUGUUUAAAAAAGCAGCAAAAGAUAUAGUCGUUUUGUCUGCGUUGAGGACUGCAGUGACCAAGUCCGUCAAAGGUGGAUUAGCUCAGCUUUAUCCGGAGGAGUUGUUAUAUCAAGUUUUGCGAGGCUCAAUUUCCAAGUCCAAUGUGGACCCAAACUUGGUUGAUGACGUUCUCGUCGGUACAGUUUUGCAAACUCUAGGCGGGCAAAAAGCUUCAUCCUUAGCCGUGAAGAAAGCUGGAUUUCCAAUCAAAACAACAGUCAACACAAUUAACCGCCAAUGCGCAUCUUCUGCUCAGGCUAUAACCUACAGUGCUGGAUCCAUUUUGAGCGGUGAGAACAAGUUUACUAUUGCAGCAGGUGUGGAAUCCAUGACGCAUGAUUAUUUCCCGCAUCGUGGUAUUCCUCAAAGAAUCUACCAACCAUUUUUUGAGGAUGCCAGUGAGGAGGCCAAAAACGUGUUGACCCCAAUGGGCAUUACAAGCGAGCUGGUUGCCGAAAAGUUUGGAAUCGGAAGGCAAUCACAAGAUGAGUUUGCCGUGCAAUCGCAUUUGAAAGCAGCAAAGGCAACUGAAUCUGGACACUUUGCAAAAGAAAUUAUACCAAUUGAAGCACGUAACGAGGCAGGUGAAGCGAAACUUGUCGAAAAAGACGAUGGAAUAAGACCUGGAUCGACAUAUGAAAAAUUGCUGACUUUGAAACCCGUCUUCAAGGAGAAUGGAGUUACCACUGCAGGUAAUUCUUCUCAAAUAUCAGAUGGUGCUUCAGCUGUAAUCUUGACAACUCGUGAGAAUGCCGAAAAACACGGAUACAAGCCAAUAGCACGAUUUGUAGGUUCCAGUGUUGCUGGUGUUCCUUCCGGAUUGAUGGGAAUUGGUCCCUCAGAAGGUAUACCGCUAUUGUUGGAGAGAUUCGGCUUGACUAAUAUGGACAUUGGCAUUUUCGAAUUGAACGAAGCGUUUGCUUCACAGCUGAUUUAUUGCAUUGAGAAGUUGGGAUUAGAUUAUGACAAAGUAAAUCCUUACGGUGGCGCAAUAGCCAUUGGUCAUCCCUUGGGAGCUACAGGGGGUAGAGUUGUUUCAACUCUAUUGAAUGGAUUGAAAGCUCAAAAUAAAGAACUCGGUGUUGUGUCAAUGUGCACCUCUACAGGCCAAGGCUACGCAGGAUUGUUCAUCAAUGAAGAUUAA
This is a messenger RNA of Lodderomyces parapsilosis, 1185 nucleotides long. RefSeq names its product Pot1-2p (gene POT1-2). The coding region runs from base 1 to 1185 and encodes 394 amino acids. NCBI's taxonomy places the organism in Eukaryota, Fungi, Ascomycota, Pichiomycetes, Serinales, Debaryomycetaceae. Gene Ontology annotation, molecular function: acetyl-CoA C-acyltransferase activity. The record is from RefSeq and is a predicted model, not a curated record. The transcript has a single exon. Gene Ontology annotation, cellular component: peroxisome. Gene Ontology annotation, biological process: fatty acid beta-oxidation; phenylacetate catabolic process.